Molecule: messenger RNA, 5662 nt
Organism: Rhipicephalus sanguineus (brown dog tick)
Lineage: Eukaryota; Metazoa; Arthropoda; Arachnida; Ixodida; Ixodidae
Gene: AP-1sigma
Product: AP-1 complex subunit sigma-2
Exons: 5
Coding region: 163-636 (157 amino acids)
Biological process (GO): intracellular protein transport; vesicle-mediated transport
Cellular component (GO): intracellular membrane-bounded organelle; membrane coat; AP-1 adaptor complex
Molecular function (GO): clathrin-cargo adaptor activity
Source: RefSeq, a predicted model, not a curated record
UGGUUCUCACGCGUCCCAGAAUUCCAAGCCAAUGCAAAUGGCCGCUUGACAACCAGCAGGCCGCUGUUUCAAGGCGCUGUUGAGCCGGGCGUUCGAGGGCGUGUUUUUGUAAAUGUUGUUACACUGCAUUCCGGUGAAAGUAUUUCUAAAAUCGGCCGCAAGAUGAUGCAAUUUAUGCUGCUGUUCAGCCGACAGGGCAAGCUGCGGCUUCAAAAGUGGUACAUGGCUCAUCCAGACAAGUUGAAGAAGAAGAUCACUCGUGAACUAGUCACGACCAUUCUUGCCCGAAAGCCAAAGAUGUGCUCCUUCCUGGAAUGGAAGGACCUCAAAGUCGUCUACAAACGGUAUGCCAGUCUGUAUUUCUGUUGUGCUGUGGAACAGGUGGACAACGAGCUGCUGACUCUUGAAGUAAUUCACCGAUAUGUGGAGCUGCUGGACAAGUAUUUUGGAAGUGUGUGCGAGUUGGACAUCAUCUUCAACUUUGAGAAGGCCUACUUCAUCCUCGACGAGCUGCUUGUCGGCGGCGAGAUGCAGGAGACUAGCAAGAAGAAUGUCCUCAAGGCCAUCGCAGCGCAAGAUUUACUUCAGGAGGAAGAAACUCCGCAAGGGUUUUUUGAGGAUCACGGACUCGGUUAGGGCACAACCGUGGGGCUCCGGCCUUCUGCUGAUCGGCCGGGGCUUACGGGCAACUUCUAACAAAGAACGCUCUAAUCUGUCCACCCCCUAAAGAAACCGUUGUGCAUUCCACUCCAAGCAGUAUGUGUUCUCUUGCUGUCUUGCGCGAGCCGUUUUGUUUUUUCUGUUUUUUGAGGAGAGGUGGGAGACUGUGAGCCAGUAAGCCAGUAGUGCAUGCACUACUGGCUUUAACCAUUUUUCGACACACUUUUCGCUCCCACCCAGCCCCCUGCUUUUUUUUAUGGAUGACUUUUUCUUAAAUUUAUUUUUUGCUGGUUUGACUUUAAUACUGGUUAUCACUUCUAUGCUGUUGGUACCACAACAAUAUUGGUAGCCGGUGCUCAAAAAUGUUGUGUUUUGUUGUGGCCCUGAGGGGCCUCCUUGAUGUUUUGUGUAGGUGUUGCUUGCUGGCUCCUUCACUCGCACGGGUAUUGAUAUGGUGAUCGGUGCAGAUGAAGUGCUGUGUGAGUGUGAGAUGACUGUCUUCUAACAGCAGGAAGACGUCACAAGUGUAGAAGCUCGGCCUUGUUGGUAACACUCGGUAAAUAAUAUUUAGCGCAAAAGCAACACAAGGAUGAAAAAGAAGGGACACAACACGUGUACUAUGUGUUGAGCACGUGUUGUGUCUCUCCUUUUUUGUUCAUUGUGUUGCUGUUGUGCGAAAUAUUCUUUACCAGAAAAAUGUCAUUUGUAGAGGGAUGUGGAUGCUGUGUAUUCCUGACUACAUUUAAAACUUAUUUCAUUUAGCCGGCACGGUUUGCAAGUAGCACAAUGUAAAUGUGUCACAAGCUGGGCUUUGUGGCUUUAAAGUCUUUUCAAGAGAUGUAACUUUUAUUGGCUUGGGAGCAUGUUUUUCUUUCCCUAAAAAUACAAUCUGGCACCUCUUUAAAAAUGUCAUACGAUUGAAGCUCCCUGUCGUAGGUGGCUCCACUAGCACCGGUGCAGAGGUGUCUUGUAGUUAUAUUGUGUAGCUGUGAGUGUUGUGCAAGGCCAGGCAUGAUUUGUUCAAAAACAUGCAGAAGGUCAAUCUUGGGAGGUGCGUAGCUUUAUCAGCGCUAGUGUCAUUGGACAUCCUGCCAUGUGGUGGCAUCUUGAGUACACUGUUUGUAGAUGGUCCGCACUGCACAUAACUGUUGAUGACAUUCGAGGCCUGCCGUCUGUCUGCAGCAUUGGUUUCUGGGAAGACACGGACUGACGAAAGCACGACCGUGUGCUUGCUGCGGACUUUACUGGCAAUUUUGCGUUUGAUUAGACCGUUGGCAGGUAUUAACAAUACAGAGGCAAUCUUAUUUGUUUUUGUUCUUUUUGCUUUUUGUGGGGGUGGGGGGGAUGACGAACUUUCUUUUUUUUUUAUUGGUGUACAAUUACGACUGGGGAUUUUCCUGCAAGUUGGUUUGUAGCUGUGCACUUGUACUUGCCAUGUUGAACUUGUAUAGCCUGGAAGUAUUGUGAGUACGUGUGUAUUGCACUAGCUUGUGAGGCUUAGAUUUAUUGGAAAAAGUUUAUGUAUGUCCAAUGUGCACAUCUGUCUGUUAUGAAGCAUAGUUUUAUUGUGAAUCGGUAAGGCGUCGAGUAGCUUUGAUGUAUUGACUUCAAAGUUUGAUCUUUUCUUUUGCAGAAGGGGGGAUGGGUGGGGAAUGGACUUUUCAGUGGAACUAGCAGCAAACUUGAAUUUUGAGUCGUGCACUUUGAAUUUCUUUCACUGGCAGCCGAGUCAUUCACUGUGUGUCUACAAAGCAUUAACGGCAACGUGUUGUAGGCCACAAGUUGUACCUCUAUGGCAGCUUGUCAUUUUCUCACCCUUCAGGAGCCUGUGUUCAAGAGUCACCUUUUUUCACAUGAAAGUGUGCAGCUAUGGUUUCAUGUUUAUUUUGCUCAUUUGCUCGUGAUGAGUUAAAGCAACUCCUCCCCAAGUCUUUUUUUUACAAAUGUUUAUAGAGCUCUAAGGUUCUUGAUUUCGUGAAUAUGGUUGCUGUUGAGGAACUGAGACAGUUAGCUUGGGGUUGUUGAUAGUGUGUAAUCAAAUAGCUUAUACCUCAGCUGUAAAGAGGUCAGGGCUUGUGGGAACAGCUACAAGCAAGGAAUGCACGCAGCUACAGUGACAAGCUGUGAUCGAUGCAUCCUCAAGUUGAUAUGAGAAACUACAGCUUGCUUCGUGCCAAGGUAUUCUUCAUUCCCGGCAAUUGACAUAGUUUUAAUGCGGCUUGAUGGUUGCAGAAUUCUUGCGGUCUAUCGUUCUCUUUUAGGAUUCAUGUGUCCUAGAGGUACUGCUGGAAAUUGGAAUCGGUGAACCAUGCGUCUGCUGCAAUAAGAUCUGGUGCUUUGGUGUUAAUGGUUUAGGCUACUAAUUGAAAUGACAGUAUUACAUCCACGGUAUGCAGGGCCUGCUGCAAACACAAUUUGAUUGCGCGCAUGUCCCGAUUGCUUCCGACCCGGACGUAUCUGCGCAUGUGAGAUCACUUCAACUGCGGCAUUCCUAGUUUUUACUUAAGCACUGGAGUAAUAUUUUCAUAAAACCGUAAAGUUAAACUGCAUUUCCUUGCUGUUUUUGUGCAUGCCUGUCUAAGUGUGCACAUUGUGAAUUCUUAUUUUCUCUGCCUUCUUCAUUGCUUCGAUUAUUUUCUAUACAUUUUAUUUGUUCCCUUCAACUGGUUGUGCAUUUCUUAAAAAUAUACUGGAUAAUAAGCUUCGUUAUUCUAAGAGGAGUGCAGAUUUCCUUCUUGUGAUGAAUUAGUCCAGAAAUGUUUGGGCAUUUUUUAGGACUGAGAAAAAGGCUCGGAGGCAUUGUCAUUUGUGAUAUCUUCAAGCCCUAGUUACUACUUUUAUGGGGUUAAUAUAACUGUGAUCUCAUCGUUCUAAGGGAAAUGCUGAAGUACUUUUUUCUUUGGUUGCAUUGUCAAGUUGUGCUCCUGCAUUCUUGACCUCAAGGUUGGCACAAAGAACUUUUUGUAGGGCCGACUCCUUUUUGAGUCUUGUGUGCUCCUCUUGGAGUUAAGUCAGGCGACACCCAAAGAAGUCAAAUGAUUGACAGGUGGCUGCACAUUCACCUCUGUGCGCAUUUUACGAUGCACUGUUACAGCGCAGUUAUACGAGGUUCCUCUUUUUCAUUCUUGCAAAAGCAGUUUUUCUGUGAGAGCUGAGUAGCUUCUUGCUGGUGAAUGCAGUUUAUAUUUGCUUAUACAUAUCACCCUUAAUAAGAUACAUCUGUUUUGUGUGCCUCCCUCUACCUUUUGACUUUCUUCUUUCGCAGUCGAGACCCCAGGCGUUUUAGGUAUUGCCUUUGUUGCCUCUGCUUAAGAGUGUAAGGGUGCACUGUCUGGAAAUACGAACAAACCUUCUCUGUAAAACUAAAUGUGCCCAAAUGAAUUGUGUGAGAAGUUUACUUGCUUAUGAGAAAGAUGAGAUGCCCAAAGCUUUUGCUUUAGGUUCCUUACUGGAUUGUUGAACAUCCGCCGGGAUUCGUCUAUGCUAUACGCCCAUAACAAAACAAAUUGGCCAGUGUUGCAAGAAACGUUUUGUGAUUUUUUACUUGCUCUCAGAGAGGUUGAUGUAAUCGGUUAGAGAAAUUGUGAUAGUUACGGCUAUCGUGUGGAACUUGUCUUUAAGCUGCAUUUUUUUGUUUUCUCAUUGUCACAUCUUUGUAGCCGUUCUCUGGAUCUAUCUACUUCACAUAUAAACUUGUUUAGUGUGCCAGGAAUAAGCUGAAGCUACAGGUAUAUGUUGUGUGAAUGUAUGAACGGUCCUCAAAUGAUGUUAAAUGUCUGUAGUUGUUGCAACGAAUUACUACUGCAAGUUUUUUUUUUAUCUACUUACGUCUUUUUACCAUUGCAUGCGCUAGUAGCUCUGAAGAGUACUGUUUAUUCAAGAGUAUAUAUUGAAAUUUGUUUGCCGUGGUUUGGAGUAGCUUAAAUGUGAUAUGUUCCUAAGAAAGCACCAUGGUUCAGCGAUCAAAGCAGUUCAAGCUGGGGAAAGAAAACAAUAAAAAAAUGGUGUGCUGUAAAUAGUGAGACAAACAGCACCGCUGCGAGCUUGGAAAUUGAUUAUCAGUAAACUAUUAAGGCAUAUAAUGUCUUGGUUAGUGCUUGUGUGAAAAAUGGCAUUGGCAUACAUCCCAACUGAAGCCCUUUCAUUCCUUGUUGUGUGUCCAAACGUGCAUAUGCCAAAUAUUUGCUCUCGUCAAUUUCUUUCUUGCCAGCAUGUUUAGUGUUUUAGACUGUGUGAUAUUUGCUUACAUAUUUAGUCUCGGUCAGUACUGGGUAUAGGAUGAAAAAAAAACGGACUGAUGUCAAUGUAGAUAUUUUAACGACUCUUGUGACCUGUUGUGUCGCAGCAGCUUGAGUAAUGAAGGGAAAAUUAUAUGCCCAAACAUGUUGACUUUCUUUCCUCAUCGCCUGACGAUAGCUGGCACUGCACGUGUAUGCUGACUGUCACCAUACCACUCCAGAAACAACGGCAGUUGAUUGGCAGUUGUGCCAGAGCUUCCGUGUAGUGCCGGAAGCAAGCAUAGAUUAUCUAUUGAAAGCAAAUUCGUGCAGGCCAAGUUGACACACUGUCUGCCUGCAGGAAGAAUCAUCAGCAGACCGACCGACCACCUUUUUCUGUACUUUUCUUCUUGUUUUCUCGUUGCAUAACUGUUUACUCAGGCAGUGUUGCAUGCCGCUUAUCGCAUUACUGGACAUUGUCUAUGCUUUCCUUUGUGUUCAGGACUUCUGCUGCCUAUCUGUUGUGGACGGCAUCGAUAAGACGUAAGAGGUUCGCUUUUGUGUUCUGUUCACAGCCGCUGCUUGUGAUCUUUUUAUUUUUCGUUGGAGUGCCAGAGCACUUGUUGCUUUGUGUUGGAAGCAUAUGGGAUGUCUUGCUUUUUUUUUCUUCAGUGUAAUUCGACAAAUCACUGUGUGACAUUGGCCAAGAUUGGCAUCUACUAGAUGUGUAUCUGGACAGCUGUGCUGUAAAUCAAGUAGAAUAAAGCGUACCAACAAAUGUGCCA